GCCCGUGCCAGUGUAGUGGUGUCAGGUGUCAGCCAGUCAGCUAUUCGAAUAAUCAAGUAUCCAAUUUUAAAAUAUAAUUGAAAAGUGUAUUGUUAUGGAUAGAAACAGGAGCAAAGAUGCGUCGGAAGGAAUUGCUCCAAUGGGCAUCACGGCACUCAAUGAGACUGUGCUGAGCAACCAGCCAGAGUCGCGCUAUGAAUGUCCUGUGUGCCUCAACUGGCUACGAGACCCUGUCAUCACCACCUGUGGUCACAAGUUCUGCAAGAGUUGCAUUACUUCUUGGCUUCAGAACAGUGGACACUGCCCUAUAGACAAUAUAAACCUGAGCAUGAAGGUAGAUAUCUUCCCAGACAACUACACUAAGAGGGAGAUACAAGAACAAAGGAUGUCCUGCCCAUUUGCUUCCAAAGGUAAAUUUAUUUCAUGCAAUGUGUAUGUAUUACACACUGGUGUCGAUUCCGGCUCUUUCGUUAUCGAAAAAAUGACAAAGGAUUUUGUUAUAGUUAGCCCAUGUGAUGUUAAAUUUUCAAACUACAAUUUAACGUUAUACGGACUCAAUAAUUUUCCAUUUGCCACAAUUAAUUGAUCAAGUAAUUGUGGGCAAAAUACGUACAUACGUGAUGCGUGCAUUGAGAAUUUUU
Messenger RNA from Hyposmocoma kahamanoa, 641 nucleotides. Its product is annotated as TNF receptor-associated factor 2-like. Gene Ontology annotation, biological process: ubiquitin-dependent protein catabolic process; protein polyubiquitination. Bases 95 to 586 code for a protein of 163 amino acids. The record is from RefSeq and is a predicted model, not a curated record. NCBI's taxonomy places the organism in Eukaryota, Metazoa, Arthropoda, Insecta, Lepidoptera, Cosmopterigidae. Gene Ontology annotation, molecular function: ubiquitin protein ligase activity. The transcript has 3 exons.